Messenger RNA from Argentina anserina (silverweed cinquefoil), 611 nucleotides. Its product is annotated as 60S ribosomal protein L37a. The coding region runs from base 110 to 388 and encodes 92 amino acids. The record is from RefSeq and is a predicted model, not a curated record. The transcript is spliced from 5 exons. Gene Ontology annotation, molecular function: structural constituent of ribosome. NCBI's taxonomy places the organism in Eukaryota, Viridiplantae, Streptophyta, Magnoliopsida, Rosales, Rosaceae. Gene Ontology annotation, biological process: translation. Gene Ontology annotation, cellular component: ribosome.
UUUAAGUGCUCUAUAAAAACGAAGCAAGCCAAUUAGGGUUCUCUCCUAUUGCUCAGUACCAGCCGCUUCUUCACUUCCAGAGCCAGCGACCCUUCUCCAAUCCUCAACCAUGACUAAGAGAACGAAGAAGGCCGGAAUCGUCGGGAAGUAUGGUACCCGUUACGGUGCCAGUCUGCGUAAGCAGAUCAAGAAGAUGGAAGUGAGCCAGCACAGCAAGUACUUCUGUGAGUUCUGCGGAAAGUAUGCUGUGAAGAGGAAGGCUGUUGGCAUCUGGGGAUGCAAGGACUGUGGCAAAGUGAAGGCUGGUGGCGCCUACACUUUGAACACCGCCGCUGCUGUCACAGUUAGGAGCACCAUCAGAAGGUUGAGAGAGCAAACUGAGAGUUAAGCUGUUGGUCUAUUCAUCUGUUUCAACUAUUUGUAGGCAAUCAAAUUGUUUAGAGGCUUUCAGUUUUGAGAAUAGUUUCUCCUAUUUUACUUCUGUUUCUUUCAGGAACUAUGGAUGUUGUUGGUUAUGUGUGGUAGUAAUGUUAAUCAGAUAUUAUUAUUAUUUUGCUGUCUUGGAAGAUAUUUGAUUUCUAGUGCAAUGAAAUUAUUAAUCAACGACUCAA